CAGCUUCCCACUCCACUGCUCUCCGACAAAACCGUCAACACCACCCAACCUCGCCUGCCAAAGUCCAUCCACGCAAUUCAGCCAAAGCCUUCGUUCUAAGCUUUUAUCUUCGAUUUCCCGCCCAAUUUCCCGAAGUUUUACUUUGAAUAAAAUGGAAAGUAAAGGUUACACACAAGAUGGCACUGUUGAUCUCCGGGGACAUCCAGUACUCGCCCAUAGGACUGGCAAAUGGAAAGCUUGUGCUUUUCUCGUUGGGUACGAAGCAUUUGAGAGGAUGGCUUUCUAUGGAAUAGCUUCCAAUUUAGUGGUUUACUUGACGACCCAACUUCACGAAGACACAGUUCCUUCGGUUAGGAACGUUAACAAUUGGUCUGGGGCAGUGUGGAUGACACCAAUUCUGGGCGCCUAUAUUGCUGAUUCUUACUUGGGUCGCUUUUGGACCUUCACCAUCUCAUCUUUGAUCUAUGUCAUGGGCAUGGUACUUUUAACAAUGGCGGUUUCCAUCAAGCAUUUCAAACGAACUUGCAUAAAUGGAAUCUGCAAAAAGGCUUCUACUUCGCAAGUAGCAUUCAUCUAUGCUUCUCUCUACAUAAUUGCCAUUGGGGCUGGUGGAACUAAACCGAAUAUAUCAACCUUCGGCGCUGACCAGUUUGAUGAUUUCAAUCCGAGUGAGAAACAGCUCAAGGCUUCAUUCUUUAAUUGGUGGAUGUUCAGUACCUUCACUGGUGCUCUAUGUGCAACACUUGGCCUUGUGUACAUUCAAGAGAACUUGGGUUGGGGAUUAGGAUAUUGUAUCCCUACUGCUGGACUUAUAUUAUCCUUGAUUAUAUUCUACAUUGGCACCCCAUAUUACAGGCACAAAGUUAAGAAGGCCGAGAGUCCUGCGGGCGACCUAUUACGAGUCCUUGUCACUGUAAUUAAAAAUAGAAAGCUUGAGCUCCCCAUCCACCCAUCUCAGCUUUAUGAGCUUGACCAGCAGUAUUACCUUAAUACAGGAAAACGCCAAAUCCAUCAUACUUCAUUGUUCAGGUUCUUAGACAAGGCUGCAAUUAAGCAAGAUGGGGACAGGUCAUGGAGGCAACCGUGCACGGUGACUCAAGUGGAGGAAUCAAAACUAAUCCUGGGAAUGGCCAUGAUAUGGCUUGCAACCUUAAUCCCCAGCACCAUCUGGGCACAAGUCAAUACUCUUUUUGUCAAGCAAGGCACCACUUUGGAUAGACACUUGGGCAGCACCUUUCAGAUUCCUGCUGCAUCCCUAGGGAGUUUUGUCACACUCUCGAUGCUACUCACCGUACCCAUGUAUGACCGUUAUUUUGUGCCUCUGAUGCGUAAGAAAACAGGAAACCCAAGGGGGAUCACGUUACUGCAGAGGCUUGGAAUUGGAAUUUUGAUUCAAAUCUUUGCAAUCGCGGUUGCAUGCGCAGUGGAAGUAAGGCGAAUGCACGUCAUUAGAUUGCACCACAUUAAGGGGCCUGAGGAAAUUGUGCCAAUGACUAUUCUAGCUUUACUUCCACAAUAUGUUCUAUUGGGGAUUGCUGAUGUUUUCAAUGCCAUCGGAUUGCUGGAAUUUUUCUACGAUCAAUCGCCAGACGACAUGAGAAGCCUUGGGACUACGUAUUUCACGAGUGGGAUUGGCAUUGGGAAUUUCUUGAACAGCUUCUUAGUGACAAUGGUGGAUAAAAUUUCGGGAAGCCAUGGGGGGAAGAGUUGGAUCGGGAAAAACCUGAAUGAUUCCCAUUUGGAUUACUAUUACAGCUUCCUUCUUGUCAUAUGUACCAUAAACAUGGGAAUCUUUUUGUGGGCAUCAAGAAAGUAUGUUUACAAGAGGGAAUCUAUCGAAUUGAAGGUUGGGUGUCUGGAAUUGGAGAGCAAAGCCUUGGACCCGUCUCCGCUGGGAGUGCCUGUGUAAUUUGGGUGUAUUAGAUAAAUGGUGAGAGAAUCAAGAUCCGUUUAAACUUGAAAUAGCUAAACGUAUCUUGCUUUGUAUCGGUGUUUUUAUUUUUAUUUUUCCCCCACUUUCUGCUUACCUAUUACUGCUUUUUACCUA
Messenger RNA from Coffea eugenioides, 2047 nucleotides. RefSeq names its product protein NRT1/ PTR FAMILY 5.1. Bases 152 to 1909 code for a protein of 585 amino acids. The record is from RefSeq and is a predicted model, not a curated record. Gene Ontology annotation, molecular function: tripeptide transmembrane transporter activity; dipeptide transmembrane transporter activity. Gene Ontology annotation, biological process: transmembrane transport; dipeptide transport. Gene Ontology annotation, cellular component: membrane. The transcript is spliced from 4 exons. NCBI's taxonomy places the organism in Eukaryota, Viridiplantae, Streptophyta, Magnoliopsida, Gentianales, Rubiaceae.